AUGGCGACCCAGAUUUACCACCGCAAAAGGAAACCAAUUACCUCCACCUCCUCUCCGUUCAGCAAACUUGAUGUGGAUCUCCUCUUGGAAGUGCUUAUUCGGCUCCCGGACCCUAGAUCCGCCGUCCGAUGCAAACCCGUCUGCAAGUUGUGGAACUCCCUAAUCUCCGCUCCCUACUUCGCCCCCCGAUUCCUUUCCCACCACCCGAUAUCCGCCGCCGGCGAACCCAAACCCCCUUCUCUGACUCCCCCCGAGCUCCGUGAAUUGAUCCUGAGCUUCCUCCCCUUGCCUAGCCACAUCGAAUCCAAGUUCGCUGUCCUCGAUUCGGCCAAGGACUUGCUCUUACUCGGUUUCCCUCAGGGGAAAAUCGGCGACCAAUUGCACACAACGUACCUUAUCUGCAAUCCGUUCACCAAGCAGUGGGUCGCCCUGCCUUUAGCGCCUAAAGAGUCGGCGCGCUGUAGCUCGAUUGUGAAAUUAGUGAGUCAGCCCUGCAGUAAUCCCCCUGCUCCAGAUUUUGUCCCCGAUGGUGAAGCUCUGUUCCCCUGUCAUUUUGGGUACCGUCGAUUCCGGGUGGUACGAAUGUACAAAUUGUGGAAAUUAGCUGAUACAAUGCCAGUAGAGGUGUUCUGUUCCAGAUCUGGCAGAUGGACGAAAUUGGUUCUCCCUGUUCACGAGGAUUUAAGGUGCUGUAUAGAUCACGGCCGUAAACGGGUGCUCUCGCUCAAUGACAAAUUGUACUGGUUGAAUCGCCGGGGGAGAGUUGCCAAGUUGGAUCCUUUCUGCCUAGACCAUACUGUUAGGAAAUUCUAUUUCCUAUUAUGA
Linum tenue is the source of this 825-nucleotide messenger RNA. The record is from the annotation of a GenBank genome assembly. NCBI's taxonomy places the organism in Eukaryota, Viridiplantae, Streptophyta, Magnoliopsida, Malpighiales, Linaceae.